UGUCGCCUGACUGCGUCCAGCCGCCGCGGUGACUCGCACGCCGGCGGGAAGAAUUUCCCCAGUCCUCACACGGGUCCUCUGCUCUGUGCCUACAGCCACCGCGGCCCUCCCGGGCCUUCGGGGGACGGGGCCAGCUCUCCUGUCCCCACCACGUUUCAGGUACAGAGAGGAAUAAAGAAUGACUGCUGAAUUAAAGAGAAUUAUGAUAAAGGACUCAGUGACCUUUGAGGAUGUGGCUGUGGAGUUUACCCAGGAGGAGUGGGUUCUGCUAGAUCUUGCUCAGAGGAAACUCUAUCAAGCUGUGAUGCUGGAAACCUUCUGGAACCUGGCUGUCCUAGGUUUUGAGACUCAACUUAAAACUGAUGAAUUAGUUCUUCAAGCUACUGAGGUAGAGACGCUAUCCAAAGAACAGGAAAUAGUAGGACUGAAAAGGAAUGAUUCCUGGUCCUCUGCUUCACAGGAAAAGUGGGGAUCCCAAGAUAGUGAUUGUCAGAACAAAAGCCAGGAGACACCUCUGAGAAGUCAUGUGUUGGAGAGUGCCUAUGAAUGUAAUGAAGAAAAUCAGCACACACCAAGUGCAAAUGUCAGUGUGCUGGACAGGAUGGCUGAAGUGUCAUCAUACAGGUGUCACCAGUGUGGCAAGGCCUUCACGUUCCAUUCGUCCCUCAAGAAUCACCUCAGGUCCCAUGCUGGGAGCAAGCCUUAUCAGUGCAAGGAGUGUGGCAAAGGCUUCCACUUCCUUGCUUGUUUUAAGAAGCAUCUGAAAACUCCCACUGAGGAGAAGCCUUAUGAGUGUCAAGAAUGUUCCAGAACCUUCAGCUGUUCCUCACUCUUUAGGGCCCAUUUGAAGAUUCACAGUGACAAAGGCAACUAUAAAUGUGAGGAAUGUGGGCAUGCUUUCAGUAGCUUUUCCUACCUCACAGAACAUAAAAGGAUCCACAAUGGAGAGAAGCCUUAUGAAUGUAAGGAGUGUGGGAAAGCCUUCAGUUGCUCCUCAUCGCUCUCCAAACACAAAAGAAUCCAUAGUGGGGAUAAGCCCUAUGAAUGUAAGGAGUGUGGGAAAGCCUUCAGUUCCUCUUCCCACCUCAUCAUUCACAUCAGAAUCCACACUGGGGAGAAGCCUUAUGAAUGCAAGGAGUGUGGGAAGGCCUUCAGCGAGUCCUCAAAGCUCACUGUCCAUGCGCGAGUCCACACUGGAGAGAAGCCGUAUAAAUGUAAGGAAUGUGGGAAAGCCUACAAUUGUCCCUCCUCCUUAAGUAUCCAUAUGAGAAAACACACUGGGGAAAAGCCGUAUGAAUGUUUUGAAUGUGGAAAAGCCUUUUACCUUCCCACGUCCCUGAACACACAUGUGAAAAAUCAGAGUAGAGAGAAGCCAUCUGAGUGUAAGGAUUGUGGGAAGGCCUUCAGUUGUCCCUCAUCCUAUAAGGCGCAUGUGCGGGACCACAUGGGGAAGGUACAGUAUGAAUGUAAGGAAUGUGGGAAGGCCUUUAGUCGCUCCUCAUCCCUCACUGAACACUUAAGAACUCACAGCGGAGAGAAGCCUUAUGAAUGUACAGAGUGUGGGAAAACCUUUAUUAGUUCGUCCCAUCUAACAGUCCACAGACGAACUCACACGGGAGAAAAACCGUAUGAAUGUCAGAAAUGUGGAAAAGCCUUCAUUUACUUCUCAGCCCUUAGCAUCCACAUGAGAACACACACUGGAGAAAAGCCAUAUGAAUGCAAGGAGUGUGGGAAGACAUUUCGACACUCUUCUUAUCUCACCGUCCAUGCAAGGAUGCACACUGGGGAAAAACCCUUUGAAUGUCUGGAGUGUGGGAGGGCCUUCAGCUGUCCCUCAUCCUUCCGACGGCACGUGAGAAGUCACACUGGAGAGAAGCCAUAUGAAUGUAAGGAAUGUGGGAAAGCCUUUAUUUGCCCAGCCUAUUUUCGAAGACAUUUGAAAAUUCAUACUCGAGAAAACACAUAAAUGUAAAGAAUAUGGCAUGUGAGCAAGGCUUUUUCUAAUCUUGGGGUAACUUCAGAAGUCUCAUACUGUGAAGACACCUCAUAAAUAGGACAAAGUAGGAGAUUCCUGUGCCUCCUUUUGAAGACCUGAGGAUAUGUGAGAGAAACUGUGUAAACCACGUGGUAAAUAGCUCCAGACUGUCACCAUUUGUUUAUACUAGAUUUGUACCUCACCAUUAAAGAGGAACUGCUGGCUCAC
Molecule: messenger RNA, 2203 nt
Organism: Dipodomys spectabilis (banner-tailed kangaroo rat)
Lineage: Eukaryota; Metazoa; Chordata; Mammalia; Rodentia; Heteromyidae
Product: zinc finger protein 699-like
Exons: 5
Coding region: 179-1966 (595 amino acids)
Biological process (GO): regulation of DNA-templated transcription
Source: RefSeq, a predicted model, not a curated record